Bursaphelenchus okinawaensis is the source of this 1562-nucleotide messenger RNA. The record is from the annotation of a GenBank genome assembly. NCBI's taxonomy places the organism in Eukaryota, Metazoa, Nematoda, Chromadorea, Rhabditida, Aphelenchoididae.
AUGACCGGAACCGAGCGUAAAGUGUUUCAAGUAAGUUUUUUUCUUAUUUUUACAUUGAUUUUUAGGUUUUUAGGAAGGAAAGAUGUUAUAUUAGAAUGUAAUGGAGUUAAGGAUUAUGUUAUUUACGUAGAGUUACUGCUUUUGGACUUUUUAAGCCUAGAUUUAGUUAAAAUCGCUGAGGGAGACUUAUUUUCUAACCUAACUUUAUUUCAGAAAUACUAUCCACCGGAUUUCGAUCCAAACAAGCUUACCAAGGCUAAGGGAAAGAAGGGAAGUUCACAGUUUGUUCAGCGUGUGAUGGCCCCGUUCAACAUGCAGUGUAACAAAUGUGCUGAGUACAUUUACAAAGGAAAGAAGUUUAACAUGAGACGAGAAACAGCACAAGGUGAAGACUAUUUGGGAUUGAAGAUCUUUAGGUUUUACUUCAGGUAAGUUGGUUUCUCUAUGUUUUUUUUUGAUUUUAGGUAAAGGAAAGAAGUGUUUUGAAGGAUAUGAUGGUGUAGUAGACAAUAAUUAUUCGUAACUUUAUUCUUUACGAACAUUUUAGGUUUAGUCUUUAAGUUUAGGCUUUAUGGUUUAAUAUAUUGUUUUUACUAAGCUUUUAAGGCCAAAAAAUACAUUUUGAAAGAUAUGUUUAUACUUUAGAUGUUCUAGAUUUGAUAAAAACACUCUUUUUCAUUGCUUUUGGUAAACUGAAAAAAUAUGUUUUUAAAAUGCUCUUUUAGACUAUUUUUUCAACCUUGUAUACUUUCAGAUGUCCAAACUGCCUCGCUGAGCUUGUAUUCAAAACAGAUAUUGAGAAUGUAGACUACCAGAUGGAACAUGGAGCCACCCGACUUUUUGAAGCUGCAAAAUACUACCAACAAAAGCAAAAAGAAGCUGAAGAGUUAGAGGAAGCAGAGAAGAAUGAUCCUAUGAAAGUAUUGGAGAAGAGAACAGAAGCCAGUAGAGCUGAAAUGGAAGCCGUUCACAAGUUAGGAGAGCUUCAGGAAAUGAACAGAAGGAACAACAAGGUCGACUUGAUAAGCUUUUUGGAUUCUCAACAGAUGGACGUGCAACUAACUCAAGCGCAACGCCACAAGUUACAAGAAGAAGAAGAUGAAAAAGAAGUUCAGAGAUUGAUGGCUAAGAAGAAGGUUGAAGUUAAAGAAGAGACGGAAGAAGUGGCAGAAGAGGAACAAAAGCCAUCUAGUUCGAAGAUUCAAUGGAAAGCACCUGCUAAAAGAAAUGCUCCGAAUUUACUUGCUGGAUUUAUAAAGAAGAAAGCAAAGGUUAAAGAAGAAGUGAAGCCUAAAUCCGAAGUUCUUUCGUCUUCUAUUACAUCGGAUACUCCUUCGUCGUCAAAUGGUCUCUUAGCUCCUCGUACUUCUGCAUCUACUAGCAUUGCACAGAUUGGAUCAUCAUUACCUAUUGAGAUGCCAGAAGAACCUGGAUGUUCAACAUCAACUUCUAUAUUGGUCGACAAAGCUGGUGGAACGACUGGCAAACCUGUCUCUAAUAGAGCUGCUGUUUUAGGAGCUUUGGUUGGAAAUUAUGGUUCAUCUUCAGAAGAUGAAGAAUGA